AUGAACCUCCUCGCAGCUGCAGCUUCGCUCUGCCUAACGAUGGUGGCCGGCCUCCCGCAUGCCAGCAACUCCAGCUUCGACACUUCCAAGCUAACCUACUACCCCGCCCCGGAAAGCAACGGUCUGGGCGUCGGCUUCCUCGUUCUCCCCGGCGGCGGCUACUCGUACGUCUCGCCCCGGGAAGAAAGCAACUCGACCUUCUACCUCAACGCGCAUGGCUACGACGCCUGGGUCCUGAAUUACUCCACGGCCGCAACGGCUUCGACACCGCUGUACCCCGUCCCUCAGGAGGAGGCCCUUGGCGCCGUCCGGUACAUCCGCGGUCUGAGGCAAGUCGAGAAACUCGGGAUCUGGGGGUACUCGGCGGGCGGGCAUCUCGCUGCGGUUACGGUGACAGAUCCCAGGGCUGAUCUUGAUUUUGGGAUCCUUACGUACCCGGUUAUAUCAAUGGAUGCUUUGAUUACGCACGCGGGCUCGCGGACGAAUUUACUGGGGGAUCAUCCAUCAGAAGAGUUAGUGAAAGAAAUGUCUGCGGAGACUAGGGUUACGAACUCGACGCCGCCGAUCUUCAUCUAUCACUCGGCGAAUGACGCUACUGUGCCCGUUGAGAAUGCGCUUCGGUUCAUUGGUGCUCUGACCGAGAAAAGCAGGCCUUAUCAGUCGCUGAUUCUGCCUGAUGCGGCGCAUGGGAUUGCGCUGGCGCUUGAUGAUCCGCAGCGGAACUGGACGCCCGAGUUGGAUCGGUUCCUGACGUAUUCGAUCUGA
Molecule: messenger RNA, 765 nt
Organism: Aspergillus mulundensis
Lineage: Eukaryota; Fungi; Ascomycota; Eurotiomycetes; Eurotiales; Aspergillaceae
Product: alpha/beta hydrolase
Exons: 2
Coding region: 1-765 (254 amino acids)
Biological process (GO): proteolysis
Molecular function (GO): serine-type peptidase activity
Source: RefSeq, a predicted model, not a curated record